CGCCUCCUCCUGUUCUUCAUCGGCCUCGCCUUGUCCUCUGCCGUCCACUCAACUCUUUCCUGGCAAGCGUUUCGCCACAACAGCCUCGCCCGACACCUCGAGCAGUCACUGGAAGCCACUAGAAGCCGACACCCACCGGCCGCCUCUACAUAUUGUCAUUGGCUUUGGGGCGAAUUGACGGAGCCUAUUGUGCAGGCGCCAUAGCUGCUCGCCAUGGAUGCGGAUAGACUUCACAAGAUCGAGGAGGAGCUUGUUACCCAGCUCAAGCUCAAAACAGCUGCCGAAAAACUCUUGGCCGCCGCCAACGAUCCAAAGACUGGCGGGUCCAUCAAUCGUCAGGAGGUCGAGGCCCAGUACAUCGCCGCCGAUGCGAAAUUCGAUGCUCUCGCUCGGAUGCUCGAUGAGCAUCGCCGCACCGUGUUUGAGAGGGAAAGCAAGGCACAUUCUGGUCGGCCGAACCAGGCUUCCGAAACAGACUUGUCACCGCCUUCGACGACCAUCAAGAAAGAGGAGAGAAAAGUGGUACUCUACAGCAGCUCGGAUUUGUUGGCCAAAAUCCGCGAUCCUCAGCAGAAAAGGGAGGUGCGUGUUGAUGCGGUCACAAGUUUGGUGAAGCUCAUGAAGAAGGUCGGUGAUAUUGAUCUCGCAACGAAUUUCCCACUUGAAGAGUCUGUUCGGAGCUUGAGGGCCUGUGUUUUGGAUCCCUCAAAGGAGCUUCGAAUGUAUGGCUAUCGGGCGCUGAGGCAUAUGACCACCGGGCUCCGCAUCAUCAAGCUCUUCUUCGAAUACCGGCUAGAUAUUUUCAUCGUCAGGAGCUUGACUCGCGACAUUCGGUUCGACGAGGAGCGCGUCCACGCCAUCAAGUUGAUUCGGUCCAUCAUCGAUGUCCCGGAAGGCGCGGAUUAUAUUCCGCAGAGCAUCGUUCGAAUUCUCGUCUCAAUUGUUGGUCAAGCAGAUGAGAGCUUUCGCAACGUUUGCCUUGAGACCCUGUGCGAGAUAGCAAUACGUAACGCCAAGAUUGUUACAUACUGCGGCGGAAUGAAGGCAAUAUGUCUGGCACUGGCUGAAGGACCAAAACAGCUCAAUGAUAUUGUCGUCAAAACUGUCCUCUAUUUGCUGGAUCGGCCGUCGACGAGAAAGUAUGUUCGAUUGUCCACCGAAGCCGAGGUCAUCGUGUCCUGUUUUAUGGAUGCCUUCUCGAUGGGCAUCCAGACUCAAGAGGAUCGAUUGGCGGCCUCAUCCAUGUCAAUCAUCAAGCUUCUCAAGUCGUGGACCGGACUCAUUUAUCUUUGCACAAAUAACAAGCUGGCGAUCCGGUCGAUCGUGAAUGCACUACAAAUGCCAAUGGACGACAUUCGGAAGCUGGUAUUGGAUAUGUUGUUUGAUAUCUUUAGGGUCGAUAUUCCGCAGUGGUUUCCGGAAUAUGUUGCAUCUCGCAAGCACCCAGGCCAGUUCCCUGUCGCUCUUGAUCGACCCCCAAGGCAAGCUGAGGUCGCCGAGACGAGCCAGGAUGAAUCCAAUCUAGUGGACAUGUACAUGACCAUGCUCUUGACUGCUUUCAUUGAAGUCGGCGUUCUAGAGGCGCUGAUCGAAGUCAUCAAGUCCUCAGCUGGAAAGGCCAUCUCGACACGGGCAACGAUUCUCAUCGGCCAGAUCCUGGCCCUCGCUCAUCGGCUGUUACCAGCUUCGGUUGCAAUCAGGAUUCAAUCCCUGUCGUCGCUCUUCCAGGUGGCCUCUGAUUUUGGGGAUGAGAAACAGCGAUAUCGUGCAACUCUGGCCCUCUCGCAUAUGGACAGAUUUCUACAGAACAAAGACAAGUUGCUGAAUAUGUCUGAGGACUCGCGCAGGAGCCACCACGAAGAAUAUGGCGCAGCUUCGUCACGUCAGUUGGAAGACAUGCGCACAAAAAUGGGUCUCUUCAUGGAUGAUGCACACUUUCGUAAUCUUUUAAACGAGUCCGAGGUGAUUGGGACGAAAGAGUAUCCUCAGUGGAACUGGGAUGCAAUUUCGCAGCUCAUCCAAGGCCCGCUCAAGAAUCUUCGCCGACUAGACGACACGAUCAAAAACACAAAGUUUGUCAGAAGACUCCUUGCCUUCUUCCGUCCCAGCACACAUCAAUUUUCGGAUAUCAAAAAGAGCAAGGGGUCGCAAAAGUUUUCGUCAAUUGCAAGUGACGUGCUUAUUUUACUCUUGCAAACAACCGAAGGACAACGAGCCUUAAUGGAGUCCAGAAUUCUUCAAGAGAUCGUCGAGUCUGUAAGACUCCUUGAUCCGGGCAACGGGCAAUUGUUUGCAGAUUCCCUCUUUGGAAAGGAUCGAAUGGAAAAGUCACUCACGCCAGAGUACAUCAACAUGCUGGGGGUGCUGAUGAAGCAUUCCGGUGGCAUAGGACUCCUCGAACGCUUUCGAGUCUUCACGGUACUCUACAAAAUCACCGAGCUCCGUGGCCGAGAAGAUUUGGUCAAGCUGAUGCUUAGCAAUAUGAACUACGAUGUCGAAGGGCAUCCUCGGAUCAUUCUCUCAAAGGUCCUCACAUCCGGAAACAAGGAAAUGCGACUUUAUGCAACGGAGCUGCUGUGCAACCUACUACGCGACGGCGCCGAGGGAUUCUCCGACUGGGGCGUCCGCUUGAUGGUCCCACAGAUAUACGAUCCAUCAGUCGAUAUUCGUGAGAAGACAUCUGUGGCCCUCAAACUUGCGUGUGAACAAGCAAACAGUCUGGAGACAGUGAUAGAGCUGAAGCCAAAGUUGGAGCUGUUGGAAGCCAAUGCUGAGCCGAUACUAUUGAGAGUCCUGGGUGUGUCGUCUGGCUUUAGCUACCUGCACCAGCUUGGAUACGUUCAACAGAAAAUUACGGAAUGGUUUGAGUUCAAGAACAUGAGUUAUGUUGUCAGCGUGGAAUUAUCACUCGACCGCACGCUUCAUCGCUGUCAAGUUCAAGCAGAGUCGACGAAUGAAAACUCCAUGGAAAAUGUCGAUGCAAGAGCACAACUCCAUUUUUAUGGUCAACUCACUAAAACUGAGGAGGGAACUCGACAUCUCCGAGAGACGGGACACUUUGAUGUCCUUGCAAACUAUGUGCGAAAAUUUGGUCUUGUGCCAGAUCUCGAUAGCAAUCAUUUGAUAAGGUUGAAGGCCGCUCUCUGGGCAGUGGGCAACAUUGGCUCGACCAAAUAUGGUCUUGAACUACUUCAAGAAGCUCAAAUCAUACAGCAUAUCACAAAAAUAGCGGAAGAGUCGCCAAUCCUGUCUUUGAAAGGAACGGCCUACUUUGUUAUUGGCCUUAUUUCGAAGACGGCCAACGGUGCUGAAUCUCUGCUGCACUGCCAGUGGGAGACAGUCAACUCGACCUUUGGACGCAUCAAAUCAGAGUCAUGCAUCCCAUCGGAUCCCAGUCGGUUUCUACAGAUUCCAGUGGACAAAUACGAAGGCUCGUGGGCAAUGCAUUUGGUUCAGUCGAUACAGCCAUCUUACGCACUGGAUGACCUUGAGGAGGAGGUUAUUCGGCACAUUGGAAACAUGAGCAACCACAUUCACAGCUAUGGCAGCGGAAUGACAUCGACCAAAGUUCUGUCACGGAUGUUUGGAGAGGCCCCAGAGUAUUUCCAGAAGCCGGAACUUUAUCUGGAGGUAUUCAAACUUCAAAGUCUGUACCACUAUCGCCUCGCGCCACGGCGGUUCUUUCAGGACCUAUUCGAGCGUGUUGUCUUCGAGAACGACGCACUUGACUAUAUAGAUACGCGAUUUGAAAUCGAAUACGACAAGCGAGAGAGUGGGGGCUACUUCAACAAAACAACAUACGAAGCCGAGAAAGAAGAAGUUGAAUCUGUACGUGAGCACGCUCGAAUCGCCUAUGCUCCGACAACAGCGACAGCAUAGCAGUUCGUAUGAGGACUUGGGGAUGAUGCAUCCCUAUGGAAUAAACGGAAAUCAGCGUCACAGGGCAAGAAUUUGGUGGGUACGG
Messenger RNA from Polychytrium aggregatum, 3964 nucleotides. RefSeq names its product Rapamycin-insensitive companion of mTOR, N-term-domain-containing protein. Lineage: Eukaryota; Fungi; Chytridiomycota; Chytridiomycetes; Polychytriales. The record is from RefSeq and is a predicted model, not a curated record. The coding region runs from base 214 to 3879 and encodes 1221 amino acids. Gene Ontology annotation, cellular component: TORC2 complex. The transcript is spliced from 26 exons. Gene Ontology annotation, biological process: TORC2 signaling.